ACUACUGGCAGAGACAAUUGGACAACCGAAACCGAAUUCAUCGGAUUGGAAUCGUGCUUUACCUACGGCAGACGCCGGACUCCAGAGCGGCAAGUUUUGUGUGUGCGUUCGAUUAUUAUUAAUAAAUCGUCACCACGUCUUUCCAAUUCGCACCUUUUGGGUACGUAUCUCACACGUGAGCUGCAGAAGUGUACUGAUUUCGCGCACGUGCCGAGAAUACUUCGAUAUUUACGUGCGAACGUCGUACGCGGGCGGUUACUUAGGUUAUCCGGGCGCGUCAUAUUGAUUUCUGUUCUGCUCCGUUUACGGAAUUUCUCAGAUAUUAUUUCAGACGAAUACUUAAGUACCAGGAGGCUCGCUGCGUGUCAGAUACAAACAAUAUGGUACGUGGUCGUGGAGGGAUGAUCAGAGGUGGUCGAGGUGGUAUGGGACGUGGAAUGGGUUUUCCACGAAAGCAAUUUCUGCCACGGCAUCCGUUCGAUUAUACGCUAUGCGAGGCUGCUUUCCCACGUGUUAAACCAGCUCCAGAUGAAUCAGACUUCCAGUCAGCUCUCGUGAAGAAGAACGCUGAUAUGUGUCCCACGCCAAAGGAGCAGACUUCUAUCUUAAACCUUGUCACUAAGCUGCAGACCGUCCUUGAUAAUCUGAUUGUUGCGCCAGGAACCUUUGAAGCUUGCCAAUUGGAAGAAGUAAGACAAGUCGGCAGUUUUAAGAAAGGUACGAUGAUAAAAGGCCACAAUGUCGCUGACAUCGUUGUUAUCCUUAAAACUUUGCCGACGAAAACGGCGGUAGAGGCACUCGGGAACAAAGUCAAUAACGACUUGAAGGCCGUGAACCCGAAGGAGAUCUUCAGAGUUAUACAAACGGAGCGCGGAUUCGAUAUUGCGAACAAUGAGGCCACUGUGCGUAUAUUGAUAACCACGUUGCAUCAAAAUCUACGCAAGCUGGAAUCGGAGCAACACCUGGACGUCAAAAUUUGUCAAGGACAUCUCGCCGCCAUCAGACAUUCUCGUUGGUUCGAAGAAAACGCUCAUCACUCUAGUAUUAAGGUUCUCAUUCGACUACUUCGUGAUCUUAGAAGCAAAUUUGAAGGCCUAGAGCCAUUAUCCCCCUGGAUGCUGGAUCUGUUGGCACAUAAUGCAAUAAUGAACAAUCCCAGCAGACAAGCGUUACCGAUAAACCAGGCGUACAAGAGAGUGCUGCAGUUGCUUGCUUCCGGACUGUUUCUCCCAGGAUCAGCAGGUAUCUCUGACCCGUGCGAAGGUGGCAACAUACGCGUUCAUACGGCACUGACACUCGAGCAACAAGAUCUCGUGUGUCUCACUGCCCAAACGUUGCUGCGCGUGCUGGCUCAUGGUGGCUACAGACCGUUGUUGGAGGGCUCCAACAAACUCGCGGUGGAGAUGAGCGUGUGGGCGGGAGGCGUAGUGGCAAGCCCGUUGGAGAAGGCGUACGAGCCGCCGACGGAACAGGAGCAGCAGGAGGACAUGGACGAGAGCAACGAGGAGAUGAUCACCGAGAGUGUUUAGGAAACUAAAUUAGGAACAUUUUCUGAGUUCCCUCUUUUGUACGAAAUGCUCCUUUCGGCGUUUCUUAUAAAACGUGCCGUAUUUAUAACACUUGCACACAUACAUUUCAAUGAUAAAACGUAUUCCGUUGGCGAUCGGAAAUUAUGACUUUUAUAUGGUGUUGAUAUUGUGUGAUUCGCACCAUAGACAAUUUGACGAUGGAAGUAUGCCCCCGUAAUGUGAGAUUUGACUUAAAAUAAAAUAUAAAUUAAUGUGCACUCUA
Molecule: messenger RNA, 1791 nt
Organism: Wasmannia auropunctata (little fire ant)
Lineage: Eukaryota; Metazoa; Arthropoda; Insecta; Hymenoptera; Formicidae
Product: interleukin enhancer-binding factor 2
Exons: 5
Coding region: 381-1529 (382 amino acids)
Source: RefSeq, a predicted model, not a curated record